Molecule: messenger RNA, 3771 nt
Organism: Pollicipes pollicipes
Lineage: Eukaryota; Metazoa; Arthropoda; Thecostraca; Pollicipedomorpha; Pollicipedidae
Exons: 6
Coding region: 99-1391 (430 amino acids)
Biological process (GO): positive regulation of DNA-templated transcription
Cellular component (GO): nuclear body
Source: RefSeq, a predicted model, not a curated record
GAGCGCCCGCGCAGCGCACCGCGCCAGCAGAUCGAGCGCGAGGACCGAGAGCGAGCGCGAGAGCUAAGACCGGGAGCGAGAGCGAGCAGCGCGCCGCGAUGGCCGCCGGACGGAGCGACGUGCGGGCGGAACGCCUGGCCGGCGAAGACGAGAACCUGACCAUCUGGAGCGACACGGAGACGGCGCUCUUCCUCAAGAUCUGGCGCCGCCCCGACGUGCAGACGGCGCUGCGCCAGUACACGCGCAAGCGGCCCAUCUGGAAGAAAGUGUCGUCGGAGCUGGCCGCAGAGGGAUACCGCCGCAGCGCCGAGCAGUGCAAAUCCAAAAUGCACAACCUGAUGACCAGCUACCGCCGCGUCAAGAAGGGUGUCGACCCCGAGUCACGCUGCAAAUUUUUCGCCGUUAUUGACCAGACUAUGUCUGCGCCGCCGUUGCAGGUGAUGACCUCGCCCGAGUUCGACCUGCAGGCAGCGGCGGCCCAGGUCGGCGGCGAGGGCAUGGACCUGGACGGCGGCUCGUCGGAGGAGAGCGGGCCCAGCACCUCAGGCCUGUCCGACUCGGCCGGCCUCUACCCGCACUCACACUCCGUCUCUCCGGGCGGAAGAGAUGACCCGAACAGUAUGGCAAUCGAGAUGGACAGGAACCGCUCCACGCCCUGGAGGCCGGUGCCGGUUCGACUGGCUGAGCCAGUCUAUCCCCCGCGCGACAGAGGCCAGAGAACUGGCGAAGAUGACAGUGACCAGCCGCCACGCAAACGCUACUGCAACUGGGAGGAGCGUUACGAGGCAGAGCUGGCCGCGCGCGGAGGCUCGGGCGCCGCCGACGACGAGCUGUCGGGCGGCAUGAAGCGCGAGCUGCCGCACCUGAACCCGAUCGGCGGCGGCGCCGGCGAGCGUCCGUACCGCGCCGGCUCGCCCGAGCCCCACCCGGCCGACGGCGUCGAGGACAGCUCCGGUGCCCGUGACCUGCGCGUGCCGAGCCGCUCGCCGCCCGAUCGCCGUCCGCCGCGUCCGGCCGAGGACCCGCGCGCCUACACCGUGGAGGCCCGUGAUCUGAUCACGGCCCGCGCGCGCCAGCUGCUCAGCGUGCUGCCCGGCCACCCGAGCCUGCGCUCGGCACCAGAGCCACUGGAGAGGGACGAGCAGCACAGCAACGGUCAGCACCGGCCAGAUGAUGACAGCGCGCGCCACCAGCUGCCCAACGACCAAAGCAUUACGCACCUGGAGCGGAUGGAGACGCUGCUGCAGGAGCUGGUGGACAUGCAGCGGGCCUUCCUGCUGUCAGAGGAGCGCCGUCGCCGUGAGCAGCUCAUCCGCGAGGAAAACUGGCGCAUGCAGGACAAGGAGUUCCUGGUGCGCCUGGCGCAGACUCUGGCCAACUCUCACCACUGAGCCGGCUGCGCCGGGCGACCGAUCGUCGCUCAAGGCUGGAACCGAAGCAGCACGCGAACGAGUGCAGACGACGCGCGUGGUGGAGCGUGAGAUGGCGCAGUGUGGCGCGCGCGCGGCGCGGCCAACGUGACGUAGCAGCGGCGCGGCGGCAGAUGGCGUGGCGGUCGCAGCGGCCCGCGCGCGCAGAGGGCGCCCGUGUUUUGAGUACAACGCGAUGUCCAGUCUCUGUCAGGGCUGGGUACGGUCUCUGGCGCGCGCCCUCGGAAUAGGGGGCGCUGCUGGCGCGUGGUGCGACGGAGUGAAGGACUCCUAGGCGGGCUGUUGACUGGCGGCAGUGAGUGAGGGAGUGGGCAUAGUGGAAACGUAACGCACAGCGUUUUAUUCUUAGUCGUGCAUGGAUCGACUUGUUGGAAUGUAGCGAAAAACGCUGAACAGUGGAUGGCAAAAUGUUGCGAGCGACAUGGGCUGACACGUAGGAUAGUUCGUUAGAUUUUAGUCACCAGGUCUGCGUGUCGGCUGUUGCGCGGUUGCUUCAAGCAAAUAUUUUUACCAACACAAUCACGUGUGUCACACAUCAGCGACCGACUUCGUCACCACGGAUCACGAACAUGGUUCUGCUUUUUUCAUGUUUAAAAUAGAAGGGUUGAAAUAACCCUGCGUUGUGGUCAUACGUUAAGGCUAUUCUGACGCACGCGUCAAGUCAUCAGAUCAAACUUAACACCAUUCAUAUGUGCGGACCUCGGAGCAUUGGUGGCCAAGCUUAUGGCAUACGGUGAUGAAUAUCACUCUAAACAUAGCCCGUAAAUGCGGCCGUAAUUGAGGCAGCGGACACCACGAAAGACACAACAACAAAAAAAAAAUGUCGUGUCGCUAUGGCUCUGUACAUACUUGCUCUUCUAAAUGCUAAUCUGCCUACGCAACAUUUCACGAUCACUCCAUGUAUAGCGAGAACACGAGCCUGGCACAUGUGCAGCCACAGUCCGCACAGCUAGGUGCAGUGUCGACUGCUGAAGGUAGGGGAAGGGGUCGGACGGAGGGGAAAUCGAGGAGACAGAGAGUACCUUAGGUUAAUGCUUUUCGUGCGGCUGCAUACGCAUGGUGUCAAGGUUCAAGAUGCGUUGGGGACGCGCCCCGAUCCCCACUGACCCCACCUUUGCGUACAACCUGUAUGUCUGAGAUGCAGCCGGACUUGGCGAUAGGCAUUGCAUUGGUCGCUGUUUGCUCUCGAUCUAGCGAUGUGAAUAACUGUGACGAUCUUUUGGUACGUGCUGAACGCGAUGUGCCUUUUGCACCUCGAGGAUAGAGGUGCCAUCUACCCACAGCUCACAAUUGACAACGGACCAACGUCUGCCAAGUUUUAUGGGUUUUCUGGUUGGGCAAUAGGCUAGUCAGAAAAUGCACCGCGCACACGUUGCCCUUAAUAUAAAAUAUCAGUGCACCGCCAGCAAGGAUGGGACGUGCCAGGCCUUAAUAUAAAAUAUCAGUGCACCGCCAGCAAGGAUGGGACGUGCCAGGCCUCUGCAAGAUGAACACCUGUGCCCUCCCAUACUGCACUGAACAUGUCCAGUUGCAUCUCAUGUCUGUACAUAUUUAUGCCACAUUGUCCCGGGUCAGGGUGCGGCGCUCCCGUGGCGUGGAUGAGGAAUGGGGUCUCGCGGGUGCCUUGUGGGCAAGCAACAGGCUCUUGUGAGUGCUUUGUGGGCAAGCAACAAGCUCUUGUGAGUGCUUCAUGGACGAGAAGCCAGCUCUGUCGAGGGCCUCGGGAGGGGGAAAGUCAGCUCCGGCUGCGAGUCUCUAGUGCGAACAUUGAACUGUUGGGGUGAAUCUCGAGUGCAAGCAUUGAACUGUUGGGGCGGGUUUCUAGAAUGAGCAGCGAGCGGUUAGGCGAGUUUCAAAUGCGAGCAGCGAGCUCUUGUGGCGAGUCUCGAGUGCAAGCAGCUACCCGUGGGGGCGAGUCUCGAGUGCGAGCAGCUAGCUGUUGGGGAGAGUUAUGAGUGUGAGCAGCGAGCUGUUGGGGCAAGUCUCGAGUGUGCACAGAGAGAUGUUGAGGCGAGUCUUGAGUGUGAACAGCGAGCUGUUGGGACAAGUCUCGAGUGUGAGCAGCGAGCUGGUGGGCCGAGUCUCGAGUGUGAACAGCGAGCUGUUGGGCCGAGUCUCGAGUGUGAGAGCAAGCUGGUGCGUGACACGGGCAGCACCGCGCUGGUCAAGGCACUGAUCUGGCCCAGGGGCGCCGGAUGACAGCACGCGCCGCUCCAGAACAUUCCGUGGUCUCGUACCGUGCUGUCGAUGAUGCAUGAAUUGUUGGUUUUCGAACUGUGGGGAGAUGGGAUGACCACUGUUCUAGCGGCAAUACAACCGUGUCUCGACGGUGUUCUCCAUU